This is a messenger RNA of Clarias gariepinus (North African catfish), 3994 nucleotides long. RefSeq lists its product as uncharacterized. The transcript has 2 exons. The record is from RefSeq and is a predicted model, not a curated record. Lineage: Eukaryota; Metazoa; Chordata; Actinopteri; Siluriformes; Clariidae. Bases 291 to 2225 code for a protein of 644 amino acids. Gene Ontology annotation, molecular function: protein dimerization activity.
UUUGCAGCCGCCAGAUGUUAACCCUCGUCUGAUUCUGGCACUUGAUCGUGAAUUUGUUCGUUAACUGCAUUGCCAUAAUGCGCACACGAUGCGUUUGGUGUAACAUGUCGUGUAAGAGAGCGCUGCAGAUCCACACUGGCGGCGGCGGCGGCAGCAGCAGCACUGGAUACUGAACCCGAACGCCAUCACGGAAUUGUGCAAAAAAAGCGCAAAGCGGGUAGCUGUCGAGUGGCUGCUAAGGGGGAAAAGGUGUCUCGUUGUUUCGGUCUCGGAGGAUUUCACGUUUCCAGAUGGCGUCAAAUACACGAGUGUCCAUUCUGGAUUACUUCAAUAUUGUCUUUGAGGGCGAAAACGGCAAAAUUGAGUCUAACUGUAAAGCAUGCGGCACAAGGAUACAGGCAAAGCGGACAGUCACCUCUAACUUCGUUACACAUUUGAAGCGUAAACAUCAAGCAAUGUAUGAUGAGUUUUUGAGGAAAAAAGAUGUUAAAAGAGAGGCUUAUUCAUCUGGGGCGAUGCACUCCUACACACCCAUAAGUGGCGCUGGUCGAACAGCUUCUCAGAGUGUUAUGGGAACAACCAAAUUUGACCGGGGCGAUCCACGACAAUCCCUCAUUUCGGAAACAAUUGCCAAGAUGAUCAUCCGUGACCUACAACCUGUGCAGAUUGUCGAGAAUGAGGGCUUUCGUGAGCUACUUAAGCUCCUUGAGCCUCGUUAUGUCCCAGAGCCAAGCCAUUACAUACAACAGCAACUUCUUCCGGCUUACAGCUACCAAGUACAGCUAGCAACUAAGCUGGCUCUCUCAGGAGUUGAGUCCUGCAGUAUCACCCUGGACCUGUGUACGAGCAAUGCUGUAUCCAUCAAUAACACUUCUGGCUAUCUGGGAGUGACAUGCCAUUUCAUAACUUCUGACUGGCAGAUAAGAUCCAUACUGUUAUCAUGUAUUCCUCUCCAAAAUUACAGGGACACUCAGCGCAUGCUGACUGAGUUUGACGAGAUCUGUCAUGUUCAUGAUAUCUCGGGUAAGGUGUUUCGCAUCGUUGUUGAUCCUUCCCCAUGUGAAAGCCGAUCUACUUUCUGCCUGCCUGGUUUUUAUCUUCAUAGUAAUGGUGCUGGGGAAGAUGAGGAAGAAGAUAGUAGUGAUGAGGAAACUAGUGUAGGCAAAGGGAAGAGUACUGUUAGUGGAACAGAAGAGCAGAAUUCUUUAAUUCAUUGCCUCGGUCGGUGUAGGAUAGACUGCUUUGCCCAUUCACUGAGUCAGUGCAUACAACAAGGCAUCUGUUCCUCCGCUCAGAUAUCCAUGACUCUUACUAAAGCAGCUUGUUUCUACAACUAUGUUGUUACUACAGUGACGCCUGAAAAACUGAGUAAAGUGUUUGGUCCUGGCACAGUAGGAAAUGGACAGCGUCCAUCAGCUUUGGACAGGCACUGGAACAGCCAACUAAAGACAAUGAGACAGAUGCUUGAAUCAUUGGAUUUUUUGGAGGACAUUGUAGACAGAAAUGAAUUGGCUCUCAACAGUGUUGAAAAAGCCACACUGCAAGAACUGGUUGAGAUCUUGGAACCUUUUGAGGAAGCCACAGAUAUGGUCCAGGGAGAUAAGCAUGUGUCUAUCAGUCUUGCCCUCCCUAGUGUCCUGGGCUUACGCAAGCACCUUGCAGAAGUUGUGACACACCAGUGUGCAGGACUGGUGUCAGGAUUGUCUCAUGCGUUGGACCAGAAUUUGGCUGGAAUUCUGGAGGAUCCUCUGUUUGUGACAGCCACUACGCUGGACCCGCAGUUCAAGCUUUCUUGGAGCAGUGACCGGGACUGGCAUAAGCAGGUUCUCCUGGAAGAGAUGGGAAAGCACACCCAACCUGUGAGUCCACAGGAGCCUAGUUCAGAUGCUCAGCCAUCUGCAUCUAAACGCAGCAGACUGUUCUCUUUCAUCAAAGAACGACCAUCCACACAAGCCAAGAGUAUGGAGCAGGAGCUGGCUGCAUACCUUCAUGAGGAGCCCACAGAUGAAGAUCCCCUGCAAUACUGGAAGCGCAAGUCUAUUGAUUUUCCUCUACUUUCACUAGUGGCCAAGAAAGUAUUUACAGUACCAGCUACAACAACAGCAGUGGAAAGGAUAUUCUACCUUGUGGGCAAAACACUAAGACCUGAACACUUUCGACACCUAACAAAAAACUUGGAUACCCUGAUUUUUUUAAAGGCCAACUACAGCAUAUUGUGGUCUUAAAUACUUCGAUAUUGACAGUAGUUUUAAAGAUUUUUUUUUUUAUCAAGGGAUGCCGUAAACCCCAAAAACUAUACGCAAAAAAUUGUAGAAUCACUCAAAACUAUCAUUUAACUGUUUUAGUAUAUUAUGAAGCAUUUAUUGAUACAUUUAAUGAAUUGGUCAUGUGGCAUGUACUGUAUUACACAUGUAAUUCAUUAUUGUCUUCACUUUGUUUUUAAAUCCGUUGUAUUUAUAUUAUUUCAUUAGACUCUCAUGCACAUUAAGCUAAGCAUAAAGCUGAGUGGUUGAGGAAUUUGAACUGAAACAUUGGCUCUCUGGCAAAAAGAGAAAACUUGCUAGUUUAGAGCCUUGGCUGCUCACCUAUGAUGACCCAUUAUAAAAUCCAAAUGAUUAAGGAGUUAACAACAAUAAAAACUCUCAUUUAAACACUUGAUUUCUAACAGGCAUGAAAAUGCUGAUUGGUACUGUAGGGAGGUCUUUGUUGGGAGUUAAAUUGACAUAUACAUUUAGGGUGUCCAUCCAGAUAAAUGAACCAUGAACAUGCAAUGCUCAGCUGUGGUAAAACUGAAAAAGAAAUUCUCAAAAUAGUUUAAGUGUUCAUAGAAAAAGUGUGUCUAUUCCACAGCCAUCUGUGUCUAAAAACAAAGAUAGCAAAACGUACCAUGCUGUCUCAGUGUACUCUCUUUUUUGGCAAUCACAGUGACAUUAUUUAUUUUGGGGAGCUUGAGCUUUCCUACCUGCCAAAGAGUAAGUAAAUGGCAGCAUAUUUUAAUAAAAUUUAAAUAAAGACGCUAAUUAUAAAAUGCUUAUGCAGCUGUUUAUGUACAUAAUACAUAGUUUAAGACAUAAACCAUAUUGAAUUACAAAACAUAUAUUCACAUUUGUAAGAAGGACUUCAGGCAAUUACUAUUUUGAUGCUUCAUUUUCAGUAUUUAACUGGGUAUGGUCUACAUAAAAAAACACAAUACCAAAUUCUCCAUUCACUUUUUUCUGUAUCAGUUUAAAGCGAUUCUUGACCGGCUGGGAAAGUGUGAGACUGUUAUGAAACUGAACAAUAUUGAUAAAAUGGUUUCUGGGCUUUGGGUGGAUUAAUGCCAACAAUAAUGGCAAUAAUUAUUAUGGUCCAUUUAGGCAGUCUACCUACUGGUGCUUCUGAGAGGACGAAAGAUAUUAAACGACACCCACGCAGACACAAGAUGAACAUGUAAAACUGCACACAGACAACACAACUGGUUUAAUUAAUCCCAGCAAGAAAAUAUAGAGAUGGAUAGUAUAUAAUUGUUAGAAUUGAGCAUUUUGUCUUCUAAAUAAUUUUGUAUUUGUGCAGCAUCCUGAAAUGUGUAUUAAAAAACUUUUGGCAGCCACACUAUUAAUAAUAAUUACUAAAAACUAAUAAUUUCUCAUUAAUGGAAAAUGAAGAUAAAAUAUUUUAAUCCAUUGUGGGGUUUCAGCUCUGGUUUAUAGGUGAAUCGAAUCUUUAAGUAUUCAGGUAAAUUUGAUUAACUGAAUCAAAAUUUAUAAUGUACACUUUAUUGACUACGCGUCCAGGGUUUAGCACAAUUUAGUGUAUCUUACCAGUUCUGCUUAUCACGUGGCCAACGAUGAUAACACAAAAUCUAGUAUUUAGCAAGGUAACUUAAGAUCUGGGCAAAUUUUUAUUUUAAAAUACAUGACCAAGACAACAGUUCUUUAUAAAGAAACCAGAAUUUAUUUGACUAAUCUACGACACAUGAAACUACGGUACUUAAACGCACACACAUACAUACGAA